Molecule: messenger RNA, 673 nt
Organism: Lemur catta (Ring-tailed lemur)
Lineage: Eukaryota; Metazoa; Chordata; Mammalia; Primates; Lemuridae
Product: cAMP-dependent protein kinase inhibitor gamma-like
Exons: 1
Coding region: 199-402 (67 amino acids)
Biological process (GO): negative regulation of cAMP-dependent protein kinase activity
Cellular component (GO): cytoplasm; nucleus
Molecular function (GO): cAMP-dependent protein kinase inhibitor activity
Source: RefSeq, a predicted model, not a curated record
UAUAAUAACUACUCAACUUAUUUUGAUAGUCAAAAAAAUAAGACACCGAGUGGGCUCCGCGGCGGGCUGUGGGCACCCGGCUGCCCCUGGGAGAAGCUGCGGGCCUGCGGCCCCGGCACUGCGAGGCGACGGGAAAUUCUGAAGGAAUGCAAGCAGGGAACAGAAAUUAAACCAGGCCUGAGGCGUGAUACGACAGGCAUGAUGGCGGUCAAGUCCUCCUACUCAGACUGCAUCUCCCGUGACCGGACAGCCCAUCUGAACGCCGUCCCUGACGUCCAGGGAGACUGGCAGGCUGUGAGCGUGAGGAACCUGCCCGGAGACAUGGGCGAGCUGGGACUGGACGGGGCAGAAGGACAGUCUGGCAACCAGCCCCAGAGCAGCGAUGGCACCACCUCGUCUUGAGUCGGGCCUUGUCCUAGGAGGCUAGAAGAAAGACAUGCUGUCCUCUUCUGGAAGGGGAACCCUGGCACUAGGCUGGCAGCCUCUUCUCUGAGCUCCACAUCCCAGGCAAGCCAGGCCCGUCUGAGAUGAUCCCUCCCCGGAGAUGCCUCUGUGGCCCCUGCUCUGGGAAAGCCCUCUGCCCACACCCACGGUCUCCACAUUCCCACCACCUUCUCGCCAUGCCCAGGUACACUUUCAAGACACUGUAACACGGGACGUUAUUCAUUCAGCU